AUGGCAGAUGCCAAUUAUUGGUUCAAAAAUAUUACUAUUCACAUCAACCAUUUGUAUUUAAUUCAAAAAGAACUUGCUAAUUAUAUUGUAACUCAGUCAAAUUAUAUUAGCCACUGUGCUAAUGUAGCUUUCUUAAUUUCUCUUGCUUUAUUGGUUAGUACAGUUAUUGUCUGUCCUCUGGUGCUGUUUCGAACUAUAAAAUUAACAAGAAAAUAUCAGCUAUAUGCUAUUAAUGUUGCUACUAAAACUCAUGUAUUAAUUCGUGAAAGGAGAAAGACGGAUACAUUACUCUGUCAAAUGUUGCCAAGAUCAGUUGUGAAACAGCUUAAAGAGGGAAAAUGUGUAACAGCUGAAGCAUUUGAUAGUGCGACAUUAUACUUUGGUGACAUUGUCGGAUUUGCUGAAAUUUGCAAAGAGAGUACAGCUAUGCAAAUUGUAGAUAUGCUAAAUGAAUUAUAUAUUCAGUUUGAUACUCGAAUUGAGAAUUACAACGUCUACAAAGUAGAAACCAUUGGUGAUGAUUACAUGGUUGCAUCUGGUUUACCAGUAAGAUUGCCAAGAAAUCAGCAUGCUAUCGAAAUUGCAAACAUGGCAUUGGAUUUAUUCGAUACAGUCCGGAAUUUAAAGAUACCACAUAAUUCGAGUCUUCCGUUGCAAUUACGUGCUGGGAUUCAUACAGGCCCAUGUGCUGCCGGAAUUGUUGGUAUUAAAAUGCCAAGAUAUUGUUUGUUUGGCGAUACUAUUAAUACUGCAUCAAGAAUGGAAUCAAGUAGCCUAGCAUCAAAAAUUCAUUGCAGUCAGGUUACUUUCCGAAAUCUUGCUAGAAGUGGCUCGUAUACAUUGCAAUAUAGAGGACAGACGAAUAUUAAGGGGCUUGGAAUUAUGAAAACGUAUUGGCUCCUUGGUAAAAUCUGCGAGUAA
Messenger RNA from Trichoplax adhaerens, 921 nucleotides. RefSeq lists its product as uncharacterized. Gene Ontology annotation, biological process: intracellular signal transduction; receptor guanylyl cyclase signaling pathway; cGMP biosynthetic process. The record is from RefSeq and is a predicted model, not a curated record. Gene Ontology annotation, molecular function: guanylate cyclase activity; peptide receptor activity. The transcript is spliced from 4 exons. Bases 1 to 921 code for a protein of 306 amino acids. Lineage: Eukaryota; Metazoa; Placozoa; Uniplacotomia; Trichoplacea; Trichoplacidae.